Colletotrichum destructivum is the source of this 3473-nucleotide messenger RNA. RefSeq lists its product as uncharacterized. The coding region runs from base 1 to 2655 and encodes 884 amino acids. The record is from RefSeq and is a predicted model, not a curated record. Lineage: Eukaryota; Fungi; Ascomycota; Sordariomycetes; Glomerellales; Glomerellaceae. The transcript has 3 exons.
AUGUGGUCUUCUAGGCACAGGAGCUACUCUGGGACCACACAUAUCAACGUGCCAGUCCCCCCCGCCGACCUGUCUCACGCUUCCGCUUUCACCAUGACCGGUCGUCGAUAUCCACGUAUGUCUCUACCGCCAACGCCUACAAUGUCGACACCAACUCAAGAGUGGGUGCCAAAGAAGCUGGGCAUAACUAUGGAGGGACGAGUCCCUCAAAACUCGAAGGUGAAGAGGUGGGAUGGUGCGGCAAGGUCCUGCAGUGACUGGGACAACCUGAGAAGGGACCCUGAACUCUGGUUCCGCGGCGGGAAUUGCUUCGUACAUCUGUACGGCAAGGGCCAGUCACGCAGAGGGCCUGCAUUCAAGGUCCCAUUUGGGGCUCUGCUCUCGGCAAAAUGCCACCCUUUCGUCAAAAGGUUCAUGUCUCGCGACGCGAUGCCCGAGUCGCCCGUGUCGUUUGACGACCAGUACGAUGACUUGGACCGGUGGAAUGCUCUCAACCCCAACGAGAAAGUCGAACUUUACAUUCCAGCGCCGCCCAUGGCGGACAAGGAACAGUCGUUUGCCUAUCACCUCGCGACACGCAAUUUCUUCGCCUGGAUUUUCCGCCGCUCGGUUGUCGGCGAACACCUGGGCACCGCUCUCAUCGGCCUGCUGAACAGCAUGGCGGAAUUCAGAGGCAAUGACCAGGACAACAUCCCAGAUCUCAUGUCGUACCUGGAUGAGGAGGGUUAUCUGGACAUCAAGGGCCAGCCGCAUCAAGCGUUGGCUCUCCUAAAUCUUUCCGAGUUCUUCCAGAUGAGGGACAUGUACAUCGAUGCAUUCAGUCACUGCGUUGGAAUGAGCGAGGAGCUCCCCUACAGCCCUGAGUACCAGCACAUUGGUUCAGUCACCAAGACUCACAUCCGACGGGCCGUAGCGAACAUGAACGCACGGCUUAGCAAAGCCGGCGGCAUGCUGAAUCUGUUCUUGGAGGAGGAACUGUCUGAAACCCACCUCGGUCUACCGGCAGGCGGCCGUGCUCACUUGGACCGAUUCCGAGCCUUUACAAAAUCAUUUUACACGACGAAGCUGGGCGCUUACCCGCCGCUCUCCUUCGACGCGCAGAAGAACCCCGUCUUCGACCCCGAGGUGCUUACCAUCAUGCGCAAAGACUUCCAGGCUGUGUAUGAGCUGCUGGUCGACGAGAGUUUCACUUCUGCCGAGAGCAGCCCGAUCCUUGCCCAGGGUGGGAUUUGCACGUACCAGAGCGUUAACGACUUUGACCGUCGUUGUAAGUUCCAGUCGCUCCGGCAUCCACUGCCGUUGCUUCCCGAGCCGGCCGGGGACAGGUCUGCCCGUCGCGUGUCUCUCCAAUGGCUGGCAAACACCGCGCGGGGCGACAAGCUCAAGCCCGACCAGCGUCUCGUGGCCCACAGCGCUCUGAUCAAGGCGAUGAACAUGCGGGAUCAGGACCUGCUCGAAAACGACUUUGUUCGUGCGUACCGCAAGUUUGAGGAAGACUCGGUCUCGCCGCUCAGCCGUGUUGACAAGGUCGAGAAGAUCAGUCUUGUGGAUGCCCGCAAGGUCCGAUGGAUCUUGAUCUACGCCACGUAUCAGGUUCUCCUGAGCUGCACGCAGGCUCCGCCAGAGGUUCGCGACGCGGAAAAGGUGGGCUACCAUCUUGCUAUCUCGACCGAGAAGCUACCGCCUUGGAAGGAGGGUCGCAACUUGCAGUCACUCCUACGCAAGCAGACCGACCUCACAACGAACGUCAAGCGGACGCAGUCCGUCACAGACUGGGCAUCCAAGUGCAAUGCGGUCCCGAGCCUCAUUGUUACGCCCACCAUCGACAUCCGGCCAGAUAUUGACUACAUGGCCAGAUCGCGCCAAGAGGAGGAGAGGGUGUCCCGUCGCCAGUCGGUAUGUGUAAGCUCAACCGGGACGGGCGCAGCACGGUCCCGGAGUCGGAGUCUCUCUCGUAGCAACCCAUUCCGACGAUCUCUCAGCAUCUUCCGCAAACUGGAAGAGCAGUGCGCUCCCGCUCCAGCGCCCAGGAAGGCAUCAUACUGCGAGAUCGUCGUCCACGGCUACGGCAACGGCACCAACGCGGUCAAGAAGUCGACCAUCCCGCCCCCAGAGGUUUCGCCGCGGACAGUUACAGCUCCCCGUUCGUUCUCGACGUCGUCCGAGUCCAGCAGCGUCUCCGAGCCCCAGUCAUUGGGGGCCUUUAGCUUCGCAACGACCGAGUCAACGGCGCCGCCGACGUCGCCCGAGGCGGUGUGCAAGAACUGGCCGAACCAAGGCUCGCCGAUGCUCAGCCCAGUGCCCCUACGUGGCCGCCGGCGCGUCAAGGCCGUGCUCGCCUUCGCGGAACCUCCGGAGCCUCCUCGCGCCAGCUCCCCUCACUUCAGCUCCCCGGAGUUGAACGACAAGAGACGCCAUAGCGUCAUGAGCUACGCGCAUGACUACGAAGAGUUGAUCAAGCAGCAGGAGAGCGACUUCCACCGUCACGAGCUGGAACCGCUCCCGCUGCAGAUCCGUAAGACGUCGAUGCCGCUGCACACCGAGCUGCAUGCCGAGUCUCCGGUCCUGGGGACUAUCGAUGUGGACAUCAAGCCCGAGUGGGAGCAGUACAAGGACCUGGGGGGGCUGACCAGCUUGUCGCCCCUGAAGAUCUAGGGACGUCUUGAAUAUCCUUUAGCCUCAAAACGUUGUGUCGAGAUGAGAUGAGAUGAGACGAGAUGGACGACCAAAACAAAAGUCUCUACUUUUCUGUCAUUCUUCUUCUUCUUGUUCUUCUUUCCUUUGUAAGAAAUGUCCUUGGACACGAUGAGAUACCCUGCCGUACCCUCUCUAUCCUAGCGUCGCAUGGCGGUGGUUGAAAACAGGCGUUGGGAACCGAGAAGGGAUUUCGUUUUGUAUGGUAGCAUGCUCAUCGAGCGAGCUUAUUCGAGCUUAUUGACAGACUAACACUAUCAUUCCCAUAUUAAAUCUUUCCUUUACACAAGAGUUCCUCUUCCAUUCUUGAGAGGGGGUAGAGCCAUGUGACAUUUGAAGCCUAGUCCAACUGAUGUGUGCGUGGGGGCAUGGACGCGCACCCCCUGACCCCCCGACCUUGCCCGUUAUCCUGGAAUGCUCGCCGAAAAUGCAGGGGCUCCAUUCGGCCGCCGUUCCGAUACCGAGCGCUAGCGCUGACGGCUUGGGCAUGUGGGUUUUGCGGCUGCAAGUCCACGUUUCCUGCAUGACGGCUGCAUCCAUCGUGGGGUUCUUUCUAUCCGGGGUGGGAGACAGAUCUCCCGAUGAAUGGGAGUGCUCGACGUCAUUCUACAGAGUGCAAAGCGUCUCCGAGGUCCCUGGUGGAGGAAGAAUACUAAAAACACAUUUGCCUCACGUCUCAAGGUUUGCCGUCUCGCCCUUUUGUUCUGUUCCCUCCUCUUUCUUGAAAAUCACCCGGGUCGCCUUUUUCUGACCAAACUGACUGACGUACCGAUUUCCCC